Messenger RNA from Hemibagrus wyckioides, 2899 nucleotides. Its product is annotated as leucine-rich repeat-containing protein 74A. Gene Ontology annotation, molecular function: calcium ion binding; protein binding. The record is from RefSeq and is a predicted model, not a curated record. Lineage: Eukaryota; Metazoa; Chordata; Actinopteri; Siluriformes; Bagridae. The transcript is spliced from 13 exons. The coding region runs from base 135 to 2045 and encodes 636 amino acids.
GAAUUUAUCCUUAAGUAAACAUAGACGUAAACACAUCACCAGAUGGAGCACUAUGCUGUAAGAAAGCUUCAGAGGAUUUAAUAGUUGAGCCAAAUUUAGUUUACUAUCAGAGUGUAUGGAUGGAGGAUUAAAAUAUGGAGCAGUCUGUUGUGUCACUAGAUUCUCUAAGCCUGGCUGAGAGAGACAGCACUUAUGAGGCUGGAUCUGGGGAUGAGUGGGAUACAGACACUGAAGCUGAUGAACGAAAGAGUACUACAAAAGACAUGUCCACAGCUGAGGUGUACCUCCAGGCGUGCAAACUGUUGGGUGUUGUUCCGGUCAGCUACUUUCUGAGAAACCUCGGCUGUGCCACCAUCAACCUCAACCACCACGGACUCGGCCCUUUAGGUGGAAAAGCUCUGGCCAUCGCUCUUGUGACUGACACGUACACAACAACGCUAGAACUGGCUGACAAUUUUCUGUUGGCUGAGGGAGCUAGAUAUCUUGUGCAGAUGCUGAAGGCCAAUUUCACUAUUCAAAAUCUGGAUCUGUCUGACAAUCAUCUUAAAUCUGCUGGAGCUGAGCAUAUCACAAGGAUGCUGUUGGAUAACGUGUCCAUCAAAUCACUCAGACUUUCUGGAAAUGAAUUCUCUGAGGAUGAUGCCAAAUGGUUUGCAGAAGCCUUUACAACCAACUACAGAGUAAAAGAGUUAGACCUGAGUCACAAUAAAUUCUGUGGAAGAGCAGGGGAAUACCUUGGCCAAAUGCUAGCUAAUAAUGAGGGUGUAGAAUUCCUUAAUCUGAGUUGGAAUCAUCUCCGCAUGAAGGGUGCUGUGGCUUUCUGUGCUGGACUUAAAGUCAACGUGACUCUGAAACACUUAGACCUCUCCUGGAACGGCUUUGGCAAUGAAGGAGCGCUGGCUUUGGGUGAAGCUCUGAAAUUCAACAACACUUUAGUUUAUCUGGACCUCAGUAACAACCGAAUCAGUGAUGAAGGAGUAGGAAUGCUUUGCAGGGGCCUCGAGACCAACGACACACUCAGAACACUGAAGCUGGCUUACAAUUCACUGACAGUAGAAGGUGCCUUGGCUUUGAUUAGUGUCAUAAAGAACUCUCUGAAAACAGCCCUCGAGGAGAUCAACAUAUGUAACGUGCUGGUGAAUGAACUCUUUAUACAGCUGCUGGAGUUGACAUGUCAAGACCAUCCUGCUUUAGAGGUGCAUUACGGUGGUGCUGGUGGAUUUAUUGCCAAAAAGCCUCCAAAGAGGCCUGACCCUAUGAAGGUUAUUCAGGAUUAUCUUGAUCGGCGUAAGCUUCGGCUGUGGGAUUUCUUCCGCAACAUCGAUAAAGAUGGGACGAUGCAUGUUCCUGUCUCCGAAUUCAGGAAGGCAGUGCAGCAAUCUAACAUCCCACUGGAUCGUGUUCAGCUUGAACAGCUCAUCCAAAAGCUGGACCGGGAAGGAACAGGCAUGGUAGACUAUAGAGGCUUGGCUGACACAAGAAAGCAGAUGAUGCGGGACCAUCGGCGAAAGCUGCGCAAAGUAGAGUCCCGUCAGAAGAAGGAGAAGCAGAAGAGCGAGCGCAUCCUCAAGACCUUCCAGUCAGCUGUUGAGGCUGUUACCCCACGUACCUCCAUCGUCAUGUCACCAGGAGGAAUUAAAGAGGACUCCGGUGGCCCUCAGCGCUUCUCAGCCACGCCCCUCAGUUCCUGGCAUCACAUCGUCAUAUCCAACAGCAGCCGUUACUCCGUCACUAACAUGAGCAGCGAGCAUGGCCAGCUUCCUAUGAUAGGGAAUGCUGCAUCUUACAGGUCCCUGAGUACCCCAGCCAUACGCUCUUACUCCCAGCCUAACCUCAUAGACAAUCGUACCUCUCUGCCUUCGCUAACCAAACCUGCAUCAGCCCAGGGCAUGAACACUAUUUCCAAAUCAACAGAAGCAACUAGCAAACUUAGCCCCACUGACAACAACCUGACAAGAUCAAGACCGGCAAUAAACACUGAGCAACCCACUGUAAGAGUGAAAGUUUCCAAUGGGAAGAAAAAGAAAAGUAAAAAAAAAAGUUGAGAAGACAUUCAAAGUACAGAAUGUAAUAUGAAUACUAGUGUGUGUUUCAUAAUCCAGAUAUGUAAUAACGACUGACACAAAAUGUGCAAUGUAUACACUGAUCAGGCAUAACAUUAUGAGCAGUGAAAGGUGAAGAGAAUAACACUGAUUAUCUCCUCAUCAUGGCACCUGUUAGUGGGUGGGAUAUAUUAGGCAGCAAGUGAACAUUUUGUCCUCAUAGUUGAUGUUAGAAGCAGGAAAAAUGGGCAAGUGUAAGGAUUUGAGUGAGUUUGACAAGGGCCAAAUUGUGAUGGCUAGACCACUGGAUCAGAGCAUCUCCAAAACUGCAGCUCUUGUGGGGUGUUCCCAGUCUGCAGUGGUCAGUAUCUAUCAAAAGUGGUCUAAGGAAGGAACAGUCGUGAACCAGUGACAGGGUCAUGGGUGGCCGAGGCCCACUGAUGCCUAUGUGAUCCGAUCCAAAAGAUAAGCUAAUAUUUCCUUAAAUUGCUGAAGAAGUUAAUGCUGGUUCUGAUAGAAAGGUGUCAGAAAAUACAGUGUAUGGCGGGUCAGAGCUGUUUUGGCAGCAAAUGGGGGACCAACACAAUAUUAGGCAGGUGGUCAUAAUAUUAUGCCUGGUCAGUGUAUGGAUAAAACUGUGACAAUUUCCAUAAUGCUAUCCAGGUAUAAAUUCUGACAUGAAAUAAACUUCACUUAGCAUGCUUCUGUAUAUAAUACUUUGUUUUAUUAUUCCUCUUAUUGUUUACAUCCGAUUAUUUGCAAAAUGGUCAGUUACAGACUGGUAAAAUGGACACACUUUUCAGUCCUAAGCGCUGUGUUCUAUGUAGCUCUGUUUUGUUUCAUGUAGCACCAGGGUC